Messenger RNA from Propithecus coquereli (Coquerel's sifaka), 1237 nucleotides. It is a transcript of the gene A4GNT, whose product is annotated as alpha-1,4-N-acetylglucosaminyltransferase. Lineage: Eukaryota; Metazoa; Chordata; Mammalia; Primates; Indriidae. The coding region runs from base 173 to 1198 and encodes 341 amino acids. Gene Ontology annotation, biological process: protein O-linked glycosylation. The transcript has 3 exons. The record is from RefSeq and is a predicted model, not a curated record. Gene Ontology annotation, molecular function: acetylglucosaminyltransferase activity.
CUAGAAGGUAAGCUCUGAUUUACUAGUUUUGUCUUUUCUAAAAGAGUUACAUGGAAUGUAAAAAAUAGACCUCCCAAGAAUUGAGAUCUCUGCUCUCCUGAAUUAGCUAGAGUCAGAGCUAACAUUUAUGGAAAGGAAGGCGAUGUAGGAGCAGCUGGGAGAGAGAGUGGACAUGCUGAAGGAGCUCCAGCUCUCCCUGUCUGUCAUCCUGCUGCUCGCCUGUGGCUUCCUCUACCAGCUCACCCUGAAGUCCGGCUGCCUCUUCUCCUGCCUGCCUCCCUUCAAGUCCCAGCAGGGGCUGGACGCCCUCCUGAGCCAUGGACGCAGCAUUGUGUUUCUAGAGACCUCGGAGAGAAUGGAGCCACCCCCAAUGGUCUCCUGUGCUGUGGAGUCUGCUGCCAGGAUUUAUCCUAAGCGGCCUGUGGUGUUCUUUAUGAAGGGUCUCAACUACUCCACACAGCUGCCCUCAAACUCCACACACCCAGCUUUUUCCCUCCUCUCAGCAAUAGACAACGUUUUCCUUUUCCCCUUGGAUAUGAAAAGGCUGUUUGAAGACACACCAUUAUUUUCAUGGUACACUCAAAUCAACGCCAGCGCAGAGGGAAACUGGCUGCACGUCAGCUCGGACGCCUCCCGCCUGGCCAUCAUCUGGAAACAUGGUGGCAUCUACAUGGACACCGAUGUCAUCUCCAUCAGGCCCAUCCCCGAAGAGAACUUUUUGGCUGCUCAAGCCUCUCAGUUCUCUAGUAAUGGGGUGUUCGGGUUCCUCCCCCACCACCCCUUUUUGUGGGAGUGCAUGGAAAACUUUAUUGAACACUACAAUUCACACAUUUGGGGCAACCAAGGCCCCAAUUUGAUGACGAGGAUGUUGAGGGUGUGGUGCAAACUCGGAGACUUCCAGGAGCUGAAUGACCUCAGGUGUCUGAACUUGUCCUUCCUACACCCCCAGAGAUUUUAUCCCAUCUCCUAUCCAGAGUGGAGGCGCUACUACGAAGUCUGGGAUACAGACCCGAGCUUCAAUGACUCUUAUGCCCUGCAUUUGUGGAACUACAUGAACCAGGAGGGGAAGACUGUGGUUAGAGGAAGCAACACACUGCUGGAAAAUCUCUACCGCAAGCACUGUCCCAGGACUUAUAGGGUGCUGAUUCAAGGCCCAGAGGAGUCAGUGACUGAGGAGCUGGGUCUAGGUAGCAAAUAGAGCCAAUGCUGGCUUGCUGAUGCUACAGCAUGGAACUGG